Messenger RNA from Capsicum annuum, 1871 nucleotides. RefSeq lists its product as uncharacterized. Gene Ontology annotation, molecular function: ubiquitin binding. The record is from RefSeq and is a predicted model, not a curated record. Lineage: Eukaryota; Viridiplantae; Streptophyta; Magnoliopsida; Solanales; Solanaceae. The transcript has 5 exons. Bases 399 to 1181 code for a protein of 260 amino acids.
CAAAAUCAUAGCGAACCGAAUAAGCGCCCGGAAUGAACAUCGUGUACAACGGAAAUCGAAUCUAAUUUUAGCGGUACUUUUUGUUUUUUCUCCCAUUUUCUUUGUUGACAAACAGACCUGCCGGCAUCCAUUCGAAAUCCUUUUCCCAAGUCCCCACGUUCACCGCUUUGAACAUCCCACAAACUCUUCCUUAUAUAUAGAGAGAGGGACACACCUGGGCAGGCUCCAGAAAGGAGUAUACCCCAAGAAAAGCUUCAAACCUCAAAACCUUCUCCCCCUUCAUCUCUCUAUCAUAGCAUCUUCACAUCCUUUCCAACUUCCCUAGUCCUUAAAUCCCCGAUCAAAUAAUCAAUCUUUAAAUCUCUGGAGGAGAAAUUGAAUUUAACUAACAAUUAAACAUGUCUGCAAUUGUUUGCCGCAAGAGAUCCUUUUUCGAAGAUACACAGUCACCGUCACUGAUUUCAGCGUCUCCGCCGGUUUCAAAGAAGCUUCGUUGUUCUUCGUUCACCACCUGUCCAGUUCACUUUUCUCUCUUCGAUCAGCUGAGAGCUUUAUUUCCUGAUAUGAAUAGUCAGCUACUUAAGAAAGCAUUGGAAGAAUCUGGCAAUGACCUGGAUGCUGCUAUUAGGAUCCUGCAUGAGCUAUGCCUUGGAUAUUCAGAUGAAAACUCAGAUACAAAAGCUAAUGAAGAGAUGGAAAUUGGUAUGAAGCCCACCAAUGUGCCGGCUGCUCAGUUGGAAGAUCCUUCAGCUGAAAGCAAUUUUCCUGCUGCUGGUACAGAAUGGGUGGAGAGUUUUGUGAGGGAAAUGAUGACCGCCACAAGCAUAGAUGAUGCCAGGGCUCGAGCUACUAGACUGUUAGAUAGCUUAGAAAAAUUCAUAAGCUCACGCGUAGGUGCAGAGGCAGCUCAAAAUGUUCACAAGGAAAAUAUUAUGUUGAAACAGCAAGUAGAAGUGCUUCUUCGAGAUAAUGCCAUUCUCAAGAGGGCAGUGGCCAUUCAACAUGAACGCCAGAAAGAGAGUGAUGAAAGGAACCAGGAAGUGCUGCAAUUAAAGCAGCUGAUUGCUCAGGGUAAAGAGCAAUUGCGAACUCUUGAGGUCAACAAUUAUGCUUUAAAAAUGCAUUUGCGGCAAGCUCAGCAAAGCAACUCUUUUCCUGGAUUCAAUCCAGAUGUGUUCUAGUGUGCCAAAUGUUCAAAGAAAGAGAUGGUGGAGCCUAGUAAAAGAGCAUGCCGGAAGGAGCUUGUGACCCUGAGAUCAGUUGUUUUACUGAACAUAUAAUUAUAUCUGUUGUCAAACCUGAGAGUUUAAGGUUUCUAGGGACAUCCAACUUGUGCUGAUGAUUCCAAUGAAGUUGCACACGGGACAUCAUCCAAAAUUUUCCAAUAUGGUCUCAAAAUCAUUAUCUGGUUGAUGUCAAUAAGCUGGUGUUCAAAUUAUAAUUUUGUUCACUUUGGUAUGGAUCUUUUAUUGCCUUAAAUUUAUAUGCAAAAUCAAUGAGGUUCUAUUGAUAGGCAAAAGGUAUCUGCGUGCAUUUUUGUGUAAUGAAGAUUGAUCACCACCACCUUGUAGAUGAUACAUUCCUGCAUUUGUUGAGAGAGAUGAUACUCCAUUCCUCCAUUUGCAUUUUGCUGAGAGAUGCGGCUGAUGGUAGUUGGAGGAGUAAAUUUCAUUUAUGAUCACUUAACUUGGUGUCUAUUAUACGAAAGUUAUUUUUCUUUCAUUUAUUAUACAAAACUCAUUUAACAACAAUCUCAUUGGAAAAAUGAUGUCGCAAUUUUAAUUAGUUCUUAAUUUUAAUUUAAGUGUGUAUAAUAUAUAUACUAUUCAUAUCUUGAUCCUUUUUAUAUGUGCACAAUUCAAUUUUUCUUA